This is a messenger RNA of Phialemonium atrogriseum, 2837 nucleotides long. RefSeq names its product glycosyl hydrolase family 3 N terminal domain-containing protein. Gene Ontology annotation, biological process: glucan catabolic process. Gene Ontology annotation, molecular function: beta-glucosidase activity. The coding region runs from base 250 to 2607 and encodes 785 amino acids. The transcript has 4 exons. The record is from RefSeq and is a predicted model, not a curated record. NCBI's taxonomy places the organism in Eukaryota, Fungi, Ascomycota, Sordariomycetes, Cephalothecales, Cephalothecaceae.
UCUUGCUCGGUGCACUGGCAACCGGGGCCGUCCUGGCGGCCGAUACCCCAUUUGCAGGCUUCCCAUCCCCAUGGGCUACAGGGGGCCCGGGUUGGGACGAGGCAUAUGCAAAGGCGAAGGCAUUCGUCGGCAACCUGACCCUCGUCGAGAAGGUGAAUCUUACCACCGGCACCGGGUGGGAGGCCGAUGUCUGCGUGGGCAUGACCGGCUCCGUGCCACGCCUCGGAUUCCGGGGAUUCUGCUUGCAGGAUGGCCCACUGGGCGUCCGCUAUAGUUUGUGAACCCUCUCUCCUGUGUCUCCCCCACCCAUUCACCCGAUUUGGAGAGAUAUCCGAAGAGGAAGGGGGUGCUCCGCUAACCCGGUACUACUGGGCAGCCGAGGGCAACUCGGCCUUUCCGGCAGGCAUCAACGUUGCGGCGACGUUCAGCCGGGACCUCAUGCGCCGGCGCGGAAUUGCAAUGGGAGAGGAGUUCCGCGGGAAGGGCAUCGACGUUCAGCUAGGCCCGGUAGCCGGGCCCCUCGGGCGGGUUCCCGCUGGCGGAAGAAACUGGGAGGGGUUCAGCCCGGACCCGUACUUGACCGGCGUGGCUAUCGCCGAGACCGUUGAGGGCAUUCAGAGUCGUGGCGUCAUUGCCUGCGCGAAGCACUAUAUCCUGAAUGAGCAGGAGCAUUACAGGACGUCCAUCGACGUUCGGAUCGACGACAGGACCAUGCACGAGGUAUACCUAUGGCCAUUUGCAGACGCCGUGAGAGCCGGAGUGGGCUCAGUCAUGUGCUCGUACAACAAGAUCAACGGCUCGUGGAGUUGCGAGAAUGAGUGGACCACGAACUACCUCCUCAAGAAUGAGCUCAAUUUCCAGGGGUUCGUCGUGUCCGAUUGGGGUGGCCAACACACUGGGCCAUUGUCUGCCCUUGCCGGACUAGACAUGGCCAUGCCUGGCGAUGGCGGCCGACCUCCAUAUGGCUCGUUGUGGGGAGGCGCAUUGACUGAGGCAGUUCUCAGCGGUUCGGUGCCCCAGUGGCGACUGGACGAUAUGGUCAUCCGCAUCAUGGCCGCGCAUUUCAAGGUGAACGCAGGCAACUUCUCCGAACGCCCGGAAAUCAACUUUUCGGCUUGGACGAACGAGACUACCGGCCCCCUACACCCUUCUUCUAACCAGUCCUGGGCCGUGGUGAACAAGCGCGUCGAUGUCCAGGGUGAUCACGGGGAACUUAUCCGCGAAAUCGGCGCCAAGUCGAUCGUCCUGCUGAAGAAUAUCCGCAACGCCCUUCCGCUCGCCCAACCCCUUAGCCUUGCCGUCAUCGGCGAGGAUGCCCAGGACACGCCAGGCGGGCCCAACGCCUGCCCCGAACGUGGCUGCGAUAAUGGCACCCUCGCCAUGGGAUGGGGAUCCGGGACGGCCGAGUUCCCAUACCUUGUCUCACCAGCCACUGCCCUGAAAAUCCGGGCCGAGAGAGACGGUACAGCCUUUACCAAUAUAUCCGGCAAUGGAGACCUCGCUGCGGCGCAGGCAGCCGCGAGGAAUGUCAGCACUGCCAUUGUCUUUGCAAAUGCCGAUGCGGGCGAGAAUUUUAUCACACUGGCCGGUAAUGCCGGCGACAGAAACAAUCUAACCCUCUGGGGCGGUGGUGAGGAGUUGAUACGUGCUGUUGCAGCCGUGAAUAACAACACCAUCGUCGUGUUACACACCGUGGGACCCGUAAUCAUCGAAUUUGCACGGGAGCACCCCAAUAUCACUGCCUUGCUAUGGGCCGGCCUGCCAGGACAAGAAUCCGGCAACGCGCUGGUGGAUGUCCUGUACGGGGAAGUCAACCCCCAGGGCCGGAGUCCAUUCACCUGGGGGGAGAAGGCGGAGGAUUGGGGUCCAAUGGAGUUGCUGUACCAGGCCCCGGAUCCAAGGGCUCCGAACCAGACCUUCUCGGAGGGCGUGUUUGUGGAUUACAGAUACUUCAACCACGCCGGCAUUGGACCAAGCUAUGAGUUUGGACUUGGUCUGAGUUACACAUCGUUCCAGUAUACCAACCUAUCGAUUGUGGCCCACGGAGAAACGGCUUAUCAGGCGGCCAGAGGAGAGACGCAGCCGGCGCCGAAAUUCGGGACAAUCAAUCCGGACCUUGCCGCAAAUACACCUCCCGAUGGAUUCAAGAAGAUAUCCCCGUAUAUCUAUCCUUGGUUGGAUAGCGCCACCAGUGUGUUGGGUGGCAAUGACACGUUGACCAGUCCCCCGGGGUCACUGAACGGCUCUGCCCAGCCACUUCUCCCAGCCAGCGGUGCACCGGGGGGCAACCCGGGUCUCUAUGACGUGGUUUACACCAUAUCCACAGCUAUCCAGAACACCGGGGAAGUUUUUGGCACUGAGAUACCUCAAUUGUAUCUUCAACUUGGCGGCAAAGACAACCCGUUCGCAGUCCUUCGAGGGUUCGACGAAGUCCCCUUGGUGCCCGGCGAGGCGAAAACGGUUGUUUUCAACGUGACUAGGAGAGACAUCAGCAACUGGAAUACAGCAACUCAAGACUGGGAGAUUAACAAGGAGGACAAGGUUAUGUUUAUUGGGAGCAGCUCGCGGCUACUCCAUCUGAAUUCCACCUUACCUCCUUUAGGCUAGGGGCUGGAGACGCUGGCAUAGGUCAAGUCAAACAAUUGCGUGUUUGACGCUUUAACCCUGACUUGGCGGAGUCGAGGGUAUCCAUAAGACAGUCAAGUGUACGGAUCCGUAAAUAGGCUCUACUUAUACUAGGGAAACAUGCUAGACACAGUAAAAAGGCUAGGAUGUAAGGACGAUCCGAAAUGGAAAGUGCUAAAUGCCCCAGCAGUCCAGGAACCGGGAUACAGGGU